This is a messenger RNA of Cherax quadricarinatus, 1305 nucleotides long. NCBI's taxonomy places the organism in Eukaryota, Metazoa, Arthropoda, Malacostraca, Decapoda, Parastacidae. The record is from RefSeq and is a predicted model, not a curated record.
UCAUUACCUUAUGAAAUAUAUUCUCCAUAAUUUCUGAAGAAACAAAUUUUCUUGGAAAAGUUCUAACACUGUCAGCAUUUUUAAUUUUAGGAUCCUGAUAGUGAAAGUGUAAAAUUAUUGUUCACUAUGUCUAAAGUAGUACUUGGAAAUGAAUGUGUUCAAUCAACACACAGUACUGUUUAUGCAGAAGACAAACUAUAUCAAUAUUCACAUUCUUCACAAACAUCUCAGUGUUUAUCACUGAUAACAGUUUAAGAAAGACAAAAAACCAGUUCAGUGUUUCAUGUGUUUGAAGGAGUUUUCAGAAAAAAAGUCUUUAACAGACCAUAUGAGAAUUCAUAUCAGAGGGAAAAAAAUAUCUAUGUUCAGAAUGUCUAAAAGAGUUUUCAAGUAAAUCUGGUGUAAUAAAACACAUGAGAAUUCAUACUGGAGAGAAACCAUAUCAAUGUUCACAGUGUCCAAAAGAGUUUACCAAUAAAUCUCAUUUAGUUCAGCACAUGAGAAUUCAUACUGGAGAGAAACCAUAUCAGUGUUCAGAAUGUCUUAAAGAGUUUUCACAAAAGUCUAGUUUAGUAAAGCACAUGAGCAUUCAUUCUGGAGAAAAACCAUAUCACUGUUCAGAAUGUCUAAAAGAGUUUUCAAGAAAAUCUUAUUUAGUAGAACACAUGAGAAUUCAUACUGGAGAAAAACCACAUAAAUGUUUGGAGUGUCUAAAAGAGUUUUUAUUAAAAUCUCAUUUAGUAGAACACAUGAGAAUUCAUACUGGAGAGAAACCAUAUCAGUGUUCAGAGUGUCUAAAAGCAUUUUCAUUAAAAUCUCAUUUAGUACUACACAUGAGAAUUCAUACUGGAGAGAAACCAUAUCAGUGUUCAGAAUGUCUAAAAGAGUUUUCCAGAAAACCUUAUUUAUUACAACAUAUGAGAAUUCAUACCAAAGAGAAACCAUUUAGGUGUUCAGAAUGUCUAAAGAAGUUUUCAUAUAAAUCUAAUUUAGUAAGACACAUGAGAAUUCAUACUAGCUAGAGAUCAUCUCAGUGAUCAGUUCUUAAAGGUUUUCUCAUUAAAAUCAGAUUAAACCACAUAUAAAGCCAUAUGGGAGAGAAACCUUACCAGUGAAUGGUGUGAAUUACUUAGAAAAAGAAUGAGUUAGUCUUUCAGAUGUCUAAAUGAUUAUUUAUACAAACAUAAAUUAGUAGUACAUAUGAUUAUUCAUACAAAAGAGCUUUUAUUUCCUUGGUGUUAAUAAAUUAGCACUAGUCAUACAAGAAAUUUCUUUUCUUUGUAUCUCUUAAAUUAGCAGCAUUUA